Mesorhabditis spiculigera is the source of this 2256-nucleotide messenger RNA. The record is from the annotation of a GenBank genome assembly. Lineage: Eukaryota; Metazoa; Nematoda; Chromadorea; Rhabditida; Rhabditidae.
AUGCAGCGUUCUGGGAAGCCCCUGAGGUGUACAACCCACUGUUGCAACGAUUCCUCGGCAGUUUCGCACAGUAACCUGCUGGACAACCUGCUGGACGCGGCGUCCUAUGAGAUAGACGCCACUCGACAAUCCGGCCAUGUCCGGAUUAUUCAUCGCCGUCCUACAGUUCGGAAAACGACUGGAGGCACUGCGAUGACCAUUCUCGAGCACGGCACGGAAACGUGUAUCGGUGGACCGACCCUUCCCCAGAUACGACGCCUCGUCACCCGAAGUGCCCGGCCCCAACUCGCGCGUUUGGCAAAGCGCCGGAGCGCCGCACUGCCGGCCGGGCUGACGAGCGGAUCCAGCAUUUACGUUGCCGCAGCGGGCGGAGGAGUUGUCGUCGACGUCGACGGCAGCUCGUUCAUCGACUUCGGCAGCGGCAUCGCCGUGACCACCGUCGGAAACAGUGCGCCGCGCGUGGUCGAACGCGCCACGCGCCAGCUCGCGCUGUUCAACACCCGGCAGCGAGGCGCUCUCGAGAACGCCGUGAAAUACGCACGUGCCGCGACCGGUCGCCCGGCAGUUGUCGUCUUCGACCACGCAUUCCACGGUCGCACGUUGAUGACCAUGACGAUGACGGCCAAGAACCAGCCGUACAAGGCCACAUUCGGCCCGUUCGCACCAGAGCGCAUCGCCGAAUUCUGCCGUGAGCGGGGCAUUCUCGUCGUCGCGGACGAGGUCCAGACCGGUAUCGCUCGAACCGGAGCCUGGUUCGCCAGCGAGCGGCAAUCCCGUGGCCUGCGAGGCCGCCCUGGCGAAGUUUUCGAGACGAUCGAGGUGGAAGGCCUCCUCGACCGCGCAAAGGACAUCGGCGAAAUCCUGACCACAGGGCUGUCCGAAAUCGCUUCGGACACAGACAUAAUCGGCGACAUUCGUGGACGCGGCGCCAUGAUUGCAAUCGAACUCGUCCACGACGAGGACAAGGCUCCGAAUCGCGAGGCCGUCGCCCAGAUCGUCAGCUACGCCCACGCGCACGGUCUCCUUCUGCUCACCGCCGGCACCUAUGGAAACGUCGUCCGUUUCCUCCCGCCGCCGAGCAUCUCCGACGAGUUGCUGACCGAAGGACCCCGGCAUUCUUCGCGACGCGUCUUGAUCGGCGGAGCUUGGGUCACGGGCAGUGACGGCACACUGACGGACACCAACCCGGCCCGUCCCGACGAGGUUGUCGCCACCGGAGGCCGCGCCGGUGCCUCCGGAAAUGGCGACCGGUGUUCGCGUCGCCCGCAUCGCCGCGAACGACUGGGCCCCGCCUGCCGAUGUCCGCACGCGGCGCAUACCUCACUCGCGCAGCGGAAAUCAUCGAAUCCAACGCUGAGGCCUGGGGCGAAGAACUCACCCGCGAAGAAGGGAAAACGCUGGCCGAGGGUAGUCGGAGAGGGCGUCGUCACGCCGUUCAACUUCCCGAUCGCGAUCCCGGCAUGGAAGAUUGCGCCCCGCCUUGGUGUACGGAAACACCGUCGUCUGGAAACCGGCUGCCGCGUGCCCCUUCUGGCCUUCCGUCUCGCGCAGGCACUGGACCGAAGCGGGCCUACCCGACGGAGUCCGAACAUGAUCCUCGCCGACGGCGCGGCCGGUGAAGCGCUGGUCGAUCACCCGGACCUCGACGCCGUCACCUUCACCGGUUCCACCGGCGUCGGCCGAAAGAUCGCGGGAUCUGCUGCGGCGCGCGGAGUUCCGGUACAGGCGGAAAUGGGUGGAAAGAACGCAGCCGUCGUACUUGCCGACGCAGAUCCCGAGCUUGCGGUCGAGCAGGUCAUGCUGGGCGCAUUUCGGUCAACCGGCCAGAAAUGCACGGCCACUUCGCUGACCGUCGAAGUCAAGCAACUGAGAGUCGGAGAUCCACUCGAUCCCGACGUCACGACAGGUCCCGUGGUCAGUGCAUACGCGCAGCAGUCGAUCAUCGAGGGGAUCAAACGAGCCGUCGACGGCGGCGCCAGGGUUGUGGCCACCGCCGAAGCGCCGCAGUCGGGCUACUACGUCCAGCCGACAGUGCUGGAACUACCGGCAAGCACCGAACUGUGGUUCGAGGAACUCUUCGGCCCGGUACUGGCGGUGCAGCGGGCGGCAACAACCGCAGACGCAUUCCGCUUGGCGAACGAGGGCGAAUUCGGUUUGUCCGCAGCAUUGUUCACGCAAGACCUGACCAGUGCACUUGCCGGUAUCGACGAUCUGUACGUGGGGAUCCUGCACGUCAAUUCCGGAAUCGGCGGGCGC